AUGGCAAAGAAAUAUGAAGGACCUGCUAUUGGAAUUGACCUUGGCACAACCUAUUCAUGUGUCGCUGUAUGGCAGGAACAAAACAACCGAGCUGAGAUAAUUCACAAUGAACAAGGAAACAAAACCACUCCUUCUUUUGUUGCUUUUACUGACUCUCAAAGGUUGAUUGGUGAUGCUGCAAAAAAUCAAGCCGCUUCAAAUCCAGUCAACACUAUCUUUGAUGCAAAGAGGUUGAUUGGAAGGAAAUAUAGUGAUUCUGUUAUUCAAAAUGAUCUACAGUUGUGGCCAUUUAAGGUUGUUUCUGGAAUUGAUGACAACCCUGUGAUUGUUGUUAAUUUCAAAAAUGAAGAAAAGUGCUUUGUUGCCGAGGAGAUUUCAGCGAUGAUUCUUACGAAGAUGAAGGAGAUAGCAGAUAAAUUUUUGGAGUCAAAGGUUAAAGAUGCAGUAAUCACCGUGCCUGCUUAUUUCAAUGACUCUCAGAGAAAAGCCACAAAAGAUGCUGGUGCCAUUUCCGGACUCAAUGUCAUUCGGAUCAUCAAUGAACCUACUGCUGCUGCUCUUGCAUAUGGCCUUCAGAAGAGAGCCAAUUCUGUUGAAGAGAGAAAUAUUUUCGUCUUUGAUCUUGGUGGUGGAACUUUCGAUGUGUCGCUUCUUACCAUCAAGAAAAAUGAAUUUGAUGUUAAGGCUACCGCGGGAGAUACUCAUCUUGGAGGAGAAGACUUUGAUCACAAAAUGGUUAACCACUUCGUGAAGGAGUUCAAGAGGAAACAUAAGAAGGACAUAAGUGGGAUCCCAAAGGCCCUUAGAAGAUUGAGAACCGCUUGCGAGAGGGCUAAAAGGACACUUUCAUUUGACAGCGAGACCGCAAUUGAUAUAGAUGCUAUAUUUGAAGGUAUUGACUUGUGUUCAUCCAUCACUCGUGCUAAGUUUGAGCAACUCAACAUGGAUCUUUUCGAGAAGUGUAUGGAAACAGUUGAAAGUUGUCUUACUGAUGCUAAAAUCGAUAAGAAAAAUAUAGAUGAUGUUGUUCUUGUUGGCGGUAGUUCUAGGAUUCCCAAAGUGAUGCAGCUAUUGCAAGAUUUUUUCAAUGGGAAGGAUCUAUGUUUGAGCAUCAACCCUGAUGAGGCUGUUGCUUAUGGUGCAGCUGUCCAGGCUGCCUUGCUGACCGGUGGCAUAAAGUCUGUUCCAAACUUAGUGCUGCGAGAUGUUAUACCAUUGUCACUUGGUAUAAUGGUAAAAGGAGAUGUCAUGAGUGUAUUGAUUCCGAGAAAUUCUACAAUUCCCGUAAAGAAGAAGCAAAUAUACCAUACAUGUGAAGAUGACCAACCUGGUGUCUCAAUAGACGUUUACGAGGGCGAGAGAAUGGUUGCAAGUGAAAACAACUUGCUUGGUGUAUUUGUACUCAAAGUUCCUCUUGCGCCUCGAGGCCUUCCUGUUAAUGUUUGCUUUUCUAUUGACGCUGACGGUAUAUUAAACGUCUCUGCUGAGGAAGAAACCAGUGGUAAUAAGAAAGCUAUUACGAUAACGAAAGAAAAUGGAAGACUCUCAGCGGAAGAAAUUGAGAGAAUGAUAGAGGAGGCUGAGAAGUUCAAGGCUGAUGAUGUGAAGUUUAUGAAGAAAGUGAAAGCAAUGAAUGUUUUAGAGGAUUAUCUUUAUAACAUGAGGAAAGUAAUAAAGGAUGGUAGUGUUACUUCCAAGCUUAGCUUAACUGAUAAAAUGAAGAUCAAUGCUGCAAUGGUAAAGGGAAAAAUGUUGAUUGAUGAUAAGCAGGACCGAGAAAUGUUUGUGUUUGUCGACUUUUUGAAGGAGCUUGAGAGCAUAUUUGAAUCUGCAUUGAACAAGAUUAACCGAAGUUACUCUGAUGAGGAAAGUGACUCUGAUUGA
Messenger RNA from Lathyrus oleraceus (garden pea), 1884 nucleotides. Its product is annotated as heat shock cognate 70 kDa protein 2. NCBI's taxonomy places the organism in Eukaryota, Viridiplantae, Streptophyta, Magnoliopsida, Fabales, Fabaceae. The record is from RefSeq and is a predicted model, not a curated record. The transcript has 2 exons. Bases 1 to 1884 code for a protein of 627 amino acids. Gene Ontology annotation, molecular function: ATP binding; ATP-dependent protein folding chaperone.